AUGUGUUACCUCGAAAUUCAAAGGCAUUUUCUAUUGAAAGUAAAUGUUAAAAUUAGAGCAGAAUGGCUAAUUUCUUUUUUUGAGUUUUAUAUAAAAUUAUUGAAGAUUAAAAUAAUGUCUUUUAAGCCAAUAUCAUCCUUAGAAAAAAAAGAAGAGAGGUGAAGGUAUAUUCACAUACAAGGAAGCAAUUCAAUCUCCAUGAAAGGGUAUGCAAAGAAUAAAAUUGUAACAUCACGAUAUACACUUUUAAAUUUUAUCCCCUUAAACAUCAGAGACCAAUUCAGAAGUUACGCAUAUUAUAUUUUUUUAAUUGACCCUAUAGCUCAGAUAUUCCUUGAUCCAUACUCAAGCUUCAGCUGGAUGUUUAUGAUACCAUUUCUCCUACUAUUGUUUACAACUUUUAUUUUUGAUGCUAUUCAAGAUAUAAAACAUCAUAGGAAUGACUCAGCUACAAAUAAUAAAGAAUAUGAUAUAUGAGACGGAUAUAAAUUUUCUAAUAAAAAGCUCGAAGACAUUGAAGUUGGCGACAUUAUUUUACUAAAAAUAAAUGAAAUAGCACCUGCUGACAUUCUUGUGCUUUAUGUCAGUGAAAAUGAUAAAAUCUGUUAUAUUGACGCAACAAAAGCUAUUGGAGGCACUGAUAUCAUAAUUAAAAAGCCAGUCAGAGAAACUCAAUUAAAUUUCGAUACAAAUGAUAUUGAUGAAAGCAAGCGAAUGACAAAGCUCGACAUUGAAGAGAUAGCAGCACAAAUUCCAAAACUUAAUGCAAAAAUAAAAGUCCCAGAAUCUUCCCAAGGAGAGUUCUAUGGAUCGAUCAAGCUUAGCACAUGCCCAAAUCAAACUGAAAUUGAUAUAUAUAAUUUGAUACAAUUGGGAUCUCAGCUAAUAGAAACCUCAUGAAUUUUUGGGGUUGUAGUUUACACAGGGACUGAAGCAUCAACUAUUGGAGGCCUGUCUUGUAAACCUAAAAAAUUAUCAACUCUAGAAAAGAAACUCAACAGGUGAGUUUUUUGAAUGACUCUCUUGCUAUUUGGAAUGGUAUUGUCUGGAUUUUUUGUAAGUAUCUAUAGCUAUGGAUUAGACUAUGAUGAUACAUAUAUGAGUCUUUUUCUUAAUUUACUUAUCCUUGACCGUAAGCAUAUUCCUGUGAUGCUUUAUGUAACACUACCAGUUAUCCGAUUUUUCCAAAGCUGGAAAAUUUCUAAAAAAUAUGAAGGGAUUUGUGUUCGUUCUUCUAAAGCGAGUGAAGACUUAGGACAAGUGGAAAUUAUUUUAGCUGAUAGAGCUGGAACAAUUAGUAAAAAUAAGCUGAAGAUCACUGCUUGCUGCAUAGGAGAAACAGUUUAUGAGUGAACUGAUACUAUACAAACUGAAAUUCCAGAAACCUGCACUCCUAAAGAGCAAGAUAAAAAUAAUGAAAUUACAUGCAUAAACCCUACAAACGAAAAACUAUCAUUCAAAUCUUUAAAAAAUGACUUCAUAAAAGGGAUCAACGAUGAAAGCCCAGUAUAUAACUUUGUAAUGUGUAUGGCCAUUUGCAACCAAGUCUUUCCUAAAUCAACUGAAAAAAUGAUAUAUAUGAGUGCUGAUGACCGAAUUUUAAUGGAUACCAGUAAAGAUUUAGGGGUCUCAUUGCUAUCUAAAGCCCAUGAUACUUGCCUAGUUGAUAUAUUAGGAAAUAUUAUAGAGUUCCCUAUAAUAGCAUUUCAUCAUUAUACAGGUGAUUCAAGAAAAUACAGAAUUAUUGUAGGGAGCCAUAAAACAGGGGAAGCUAUUCUUUAUGUGAAAGGGCCCAAAAGCAAAAUGUUUGAUAUUUAUAAUUUGACUGAUGAAGAAAAACUUAAUGUUGAAGAAAAUCUGUUUAAUUAUAACCAAUGGGGAAAAAGGCAUAUUUUUAUGGGAUAUAAAAAACUUGCAAAGGAUGAAAUGGACUCUUUUAAUUUUGCUUAUAAUAAUGCGAAAUUAUCCCCAAUUAAUCGAGAUGGAAGAAUUGAGCACAUUCUUGAAGAAUUGGAACAAGGAAUAAGCUAUCUAGGAUGUGUGACUAUUGAAGAUCAAAUCUCAAAUGGCACGAAAAACGCAAUUUCAUUAUUGUCUGAAGGAGGUAUAAAGUUUUGGCUGAUGAGUGGAGAAGAUGAAGAAAUCACUUUAACAACAGCAGUGGCUGCAGAAAUUUUUGAAAUUGAAUCCAAUAUAGCAAGAAUUGGAGGAUAUAAUUCUCAGCUAGACUGCGCUAUUGAUAUGAUUAAUCAUGUGAAAAAUCAUAUUCUCCAUUGCAACACUGAGAAAACAGCCAUAAGCAACCAAAUCGCUGUUUCUGGAACAUUUUUAAAUUGUGACAUUAAGAAAAUGCCUAAUUCCAAAACUGACCCAGUUUUGCUUGAUGGAGAUGAAAGUCCUCAAUCAUUUUUUCAAUAUGGAAGGAGAAGGUCUCAAGAGUACAUGAAAACUAAAAAAUUCCAUCCAUUUUUGACACAAAUAGCAUCAUUCAGUAUUUCAUCACCUCUAAAGAUGAGUUUUAACCCUGAUUCAGUUUACUUCGUGCUAUCAAUUGAUAGUAAUGGAAUUGAUUAUGCACUUAGCUCAGAAGAAAACAGAAAAAUAUUCUGCUCUCUUCUUUGUGCAGCACAUAGUGUUUGCUUUCAUUCACUCAAGCCCAAUGAUAAAACAAGAAUUGCAAGCUUACUUAGAUACAAUUUUUCAUAUAAGCCAAUAUUCCUAGCGAUUGGAGAUAGCUCAAGUGAUGCUGGGAUGAUAAAUUCAGCACAUGUUGGAGUUGAAAUAACUGGAUCAAAAGGCCUUUGCUCGCUAAAUUCUGGACAUUAUGCUAUAAAGAAAUUUUCUCUACUGAAAAAUUUAGUUUUAAUAGAAGGGCACUGGAAUUAUGUUAGAACCAGCAAUAUAGUGAUGAUGAUUUUAUUUAAAUCUGCAUUUUAUUCAUUUUUGGCCUUUUUUUAUUCACUUAUAAAGUCAACUGCUGCGAAUAGUAUUUUUGAAUCCUGGUUGUUGUCGAUGUAUAAUUUAGUGAUCACAGGAAUUCCUUUGAUUAUUAUUGGAAUUUUUGAUGUAGAUAUUGAUGAAAAUCGCAUUUUUACGUAUCCAGAAGUAUAUAGAGCAGGUCUAUACAGACUUUUAUUAACAACAAAGAAGCUCUUUUAUGUAUUUGCAAAAGCAUUGGCAUAUUCUUUAAUAUGCUUUUUUAUAAUAAUGAAUAUAGGAAUAUGAAAUGAUUCGGGGUUUACUGAAAAUUUUGAUUUAAACUCAACAAUUUUAUAUUUAUGUAUGUGCUUUUCAUUUUUACUAUACAUGAUUAUCGAAUCUUAUUCUUAUAGCAAAUUCACAAUUCUUGCCUACGUUUUUUUUAUUAUUUCUGCAAUUAUAAUUUUAGAACUUACUUCUUGAACUAUAGUUUUUGAAAAAUUUGGGAUUUUGCAAAUGAUUAAUAUAUCCCCAAUGGGAAUUUUACUCAUCAUUUUUGUAACUCUAAUAACUGCAAUCUUUAACUAUGCCUUAAAAACAUAUAGCAUAUUGUUCUUCCCAAGCUUUGUUGACUUUUUAAGAAAUAAUUUUAAAGGUAAAGCAUAUUAUGAAGAUCAAACAAGAGUUUCUUAUUUUAAUGAAAGAUUAGAUGAAGUUUACAAGGAAAGCAAAGACUAUAGAAAGAAAAACCAUCAUGAUAUGUUCAAAAUAAACAAGUGAAUUUUAAGAUUUGCCUCAGAGCUUACAGAAUCUGAAUACCAAACAGAAAAAUUUGAUGAAAAAAUAAAAAGUUAUAGAAUUCUCAUCAUGAUUCAGUUCAUUUCUUGCUUUAUUUUCAACCUCUAUAUAUGAGCUGCUGAUAUUGGGAGCAUAUCGUUUCAAAUUUAUUACACGAUAUAUAAAUUUGUCUACUUUGCAUGUAUUUUUAUAUCAUGGCUGCCUUACUUCAAAGGAAAUUUAAAGCAGCUUAUUUUUGCAUUAAAUGUAUACGAAGGUGUUGCAUUUCUAAUAACUACUUUUGCUUUUAAAGUCUAUCUUCAUGCUUUAUAUGCUGUGAUAGAUUAAAUUCAAGUUUAUGUGUGGCUAUAAUUAAGACUCUUUUAUAGGUAAUUAUCUAUAUGCGAUUUCAACUUAAAGUUCACCACUAUACUAUUCUUGGCCUCCAUUAAUCCUUAUAGGUCUUUGCAAUGACUGAGCAUUUUCGCUUAUCUUGACAUUUAUAAUGUGCAUUUUUGUCUCUACAUCUGCUAUCAUCGAAAUAUCGCUCAUUGACGACCUUUCCAGCUCUGAAGUAAUUCUCCAUAGUUUUGAGUUUGUUACAGUCUAUUUCUCAAUAUGGCUCACUUCUGCUUUUAUCGGCUAUUUCACAGAAAAAUACAACAGAAAUAAAUUCAUCCUGAUCAAAAAAGUAGAAAUCGAGGUUGAAAAGUCAAAGCAGGUCCUGGAAUGUGUACUCCCCAAUUUUGUUAGGAAAAGAGUUAAAGAUGGGGCAAGAUACAUCGCUGACGACCAAGGAAUAGUGACUGUGCUUUUCUGUGACAUUUAUAACUUUGAAGACAUCAUUGAAGGUUAUUCCCCUCAAGAGCUCACAGCUUUUUUAGACAAUGUAUAUAGAAAGUUCGACCAUCUAUGUGAAAUGGUCGGAGUUGUAAAAAUAGAAACAGUAGGGAAAACAUAUAUGGCUUGUGCAGGAAUAAAAGAUUGCGAAGCAGAGUUGGAUCCUCAUUUUCAGUCGGUGUCACAUGCAAGGAGAGCUAUAGAGAUGGGGAUAAGCAUUUUAAAGUCUAUACAAAAGAUAAAGCUAUGGAAUGGAGAAACAUUAAAAGUAAAAAUUGGAAUUCAUAGUGGCCCUGUAACUGCAGGAGUUGUAGGGUUCCAUAAGCCUCAGUUUUCACUUGUUGGAGAUACAGUCAAUACGGCAAGUAGAAUGGCAUCUACAAUUAAAGAGCCAAAUAUCAUACAGAUAUCUGAAGAAACUUAUGCAUUGGUCGAUUCGAAGUCAGACUUAAUUUUCACACAAACAAGAGUGGAAGCAAAAGGAAAAGGGUGAAUAGAAACACUUUUAGUCAAAGAAAGAAAAAUUCAUGAUACGGGAGUUGAAAUUCCAGCUAAAGAAGGACUUCAGCUGCCACUCAUACACUCGCGAACAUUUGCUAGGAAGAAAGUUAGCUCAGGCGAAAUUCGAAGAAAUAGCGAAGUCAAUAGAAAAUCUAUAAUCAUGCUGCAGCUUGACAUAAAUGACCCUUCACAGCUUUUUGCGAGGAAAAAUACAGAAAUUAUAGAUCCAGUUAAACUAAUUUCAUGCAGCUGUAAAGAAAACAAAAAAGAAAUGCUAUUAAGGAUACAAAUGAUAGAAAACAAAUUCUCUAUUUUAUAUCCAGGACUUCUAAUAGGAGCUGUUUCGAAUGCAUUUUUAGGAGCUUUUAAGAUUGUAUAUAUCAUACUGAAUGAGGGCAAUGAUGACGCUAAUAUCAUCUCUUCAGUAUUUCUCUUCAUAGUAUCUUUCAUAUUCAUUGGAAUUAUCAUUUCAACUAAAAAGUGCUAUAAGUCAAAAGCUUUUCCUUGGUUUAUUAAACAAACUUGCUUUUUUAUCAUCUGUGCAGUAAUAAUAGAAGGAUUUACUGAGAACAAUGAGCUUGACUCAGUGGAAAUUUCAUAUGUAAUCUACAAUGCUUUAUUGAUAGUUCUCUGGGUUCCUUCACACGACGACUAUUUCAUAACGACUAUUUUUUUUUUGGCCUAUUUUUUUUUGGCCUAUUUUUUUUCACCUAUUUUUUUUUGGCCUAUUUUUUUUUGGCCUAUUUUUUUUUGGCCUAUUUUUUUUUGGCCUAUUUUUUUUGGCCUAUUUUUUUUUGCUAUUUUUUUUGCCUAGCCUCAUUCAUGAAGCUGCUGAGAGGACUAAAACCUUAUUGAGAAACAGAGACCUUUCCUUACGCGAUUAAUAUUGAGUAAAUUAAGUUAAAAACUCCUAAUUAAACCUAAAAUUCUCGAAAUUUUAAAAGCAGUGAAUUAGUAUUCAUGGAGUAAGAAAUCUGUUAAGGGUGCAUUUUUUGUUGGUUAAAUCGUUUAAAACACAUUAAAAAUUAGAUUAAAACAAUUAGUAUGGAAUUAUGCCCAAAUAUUAGUAAAAAAUAGUUAAAAAAUUGUCAAAAAAAAGCCAAAAAAAUAGGCCAAAAAAAAAUAGGUGAAAAAAAAUAGGCCAAAAAAAAAAAGGUGAAAAAAAAUAGGCCAAAAAAAAAUAGGCCAAAAAAAAAAUAGUCGUUAUGAAAUAGUCGUCGUGUGAAGAUACGAGUUCUCUGUUCUGGUCUAUUUAUGAAAUACCUUGUUAUCACAAGCUUAAUGAUGCUAGGAGUUGUAGUUCCCCUUAUAAUUAUCGACCAUACAAUGGACACUUGCCUGCAUUUAAUAGCUUUUGGAGGCUUCAUUGUUGUCAUCAACUGUAUUGGCUAUACAGUUGAAAGCGAUCUCCGUGUGUUCUUCGCAUUAAAAGACCUAGCAAAAAAAGAGCUUGAAAAAACAGAAAACUUGCUGACACAGAUGAUGCCUCCACAUGUAUAUAAACGACUUAAAGAAGAGAUAACGACCACUGACUCAUUGCCUCAAGUGACACUCUUAUAUGCUGACAUUGUCGGUUUCACAGCCUGAUCUUCUAAUAGGAGCCCAGAUAGCAUUGUAGGCAUGCUUUAUGAGCUUUUUAGUGAGUUUGAUAAAAAUUGUGAUAUAAAUUAAAAUGGUGUGGUUAGCCAGCCUACUUUUUAGCACCCUUAGCCAGAGGAUUCAUUGGAAAAGCCGAAGUCCAUGUGGAAAGGAUGGGCAGCGCUCUUAAAUGUGUGUCCGAUUUGGUUUUAAUUAGCUUGCUGGUGUGCAAUACAGGAUUAGCAAACUGCAUACACACAUCCAAGCCAUGGCUUAACCCAUGGGAAGAUGGCUCACUGGAGCUGGGAUGGGGAUGCCUGGAAAGCCAGAGGUGCUCAAUUAGCCAUCAGGCAAAAUUCCCAGAGCGAUCAUGUGUUACGCCCAGGGUUCAGAUUUCAUCUUGGUCAGCAACCCAACCAGUAUUCAAAAAGUGAAUUUUCUAGAAGACAAAUUCGUUGAUGUAUGGUUUGAUGGUCUCAGUGUCACUUACUCUCAACUAACAAGUACAAGCCCUCAUUCGUGAGGAGCCAUACAUUCAAGGCCAUGUCCUAGCUGACAAGCAAACAGUAGAGCAUAAUGCGGAGGCGAGUAUUGGCCUACAGGCUUGGAUAGGAUUUCUCUAAAAGCUAUUUAAGUAAAUCAAGUAAAUUAUAAAAAAAUGUGUCGAAAAUCAUGUAUAUAAAGUGCACACAAUUGGAGACUGCUAUGUUGCGAUGAGCUUUAAAGGAGAUUUAGACAGGAAUCCAGGGGAAGAGUGCUUAAAUAUCAUUAAAUUCGCUUCUUCAAUGAUUGAGGUUAUAGAUGCUAUGAACCAAGAGCAUGGAAGUGGGCUGAACAUGAGAAUUGGAAUUCACACCGGAAAUAUCAUAGGAGGAAUUACUGGGACCAAUAUAGUCAGAUAUGAUAUUUAUGGAAAGGAUGUAUUGAUAGCAAACCAAAUAGAAAGUAAUGGACUAGCAGGAAGAGUAUCAGUUAGUGAAGCAACAAAGAACUUAAUAGAAAAUUAUUCUCCUGGCUUAUUUGGGUUUUCUUCUUAUAAAGCAAUCGAUAUUUCGUCAAUAAAAACGAAAAUACAAACAUUUUUAAUUGACAUUGAGUAA
This is a messenger RNA of Blepharisma stoltei, 7715 nucleotides long. Lineage: Eukaryota; Ciliophora; Heterotrichea; Heterotrichida; Blepharismidae. The record is from the annotation of a GenBank genome assembly.